CUCAAGUUUCCCUAAUUUGGCGAGGCGCGCAGGAAUCACGGAGACAUGCCGGGUGCGCCUGCCUUCAAAGUGCAAGACUUGGUCUACGUACCAUGCCCGGAGAGCGAGGACUUGCCGUUCCUGCCCGCCACGGUGCACGAGAUCGACGGCUCGGAGGUGGUCGUGCAGCUGGCGGACCGCUCCGAGCUGCAGCGCUUCGCAGCGCCGGAGCUUCGGCGCCGCUUCGACACGGAGGACCGGCCCACCUGUCAAGACAACACGUCUCUGGUGCACCUCAACGAUGCUACUAUCCUGGAGAACCUGAAAGCUCGACACCAGGUGGAUGAUAUCUACACCUACACGGCAAGUGUUUUGCUCGCCGUGAAUCCUUACAAGGACGUCACAGGGCUGUAUGGUGCCUCGCAGUGCGCCAAAUAUCGAGGGAAGCACAUUGGCGCGCUGGCUCCGCACCCCUACGCCAUCGCUGACACUGCCUACAGGGCACUGGUGCGAGACCGCAAGAAUCAGGGCUUCAUCAUCUCCGGCGAAAGUGGCGCAGGGAAGACUGAGACGGCCAAGAUUGUCAUGGAGUAUUUGGGCUUCGUGUCCGGAUCGACCAACCAGAAAACGGAACAGAUCCAGAGACGCGUGCAGCAAGCACAGCCCAUUCUUGAAUCCUUCGGAAAUGCAGUGACAAUGAGGAACAACAACUCUUCCCGCUUCGGCAAGUACAACCGCAUCUUCUUUGAUCAAGAUGGGAUGCUUGUUGAUGCAGCGGUGACCACGUAUUUGCUUGAGAGCUCCCGUGUGGUGCUGCAUGCUUCUCGUGAGCGAACGUACCAUUGCUUUUACGAGAUGCUGGGAGGCCUGCCCGAGGAGAGGCUGUCCCAGUUGCAUCUCGAGCGCACUCAGCUCUACACGCUCCUCGCAAGCGACGUCCAGGAGGAUGCUGACGAAGAAAAGAAGUGGCAUGCGCAAUUCGAGGCGCGAGAUGUGAAGCUCUUCCAAAGGCUGUGCGAUGCUCUGAGCAUCGUGGGCUUCAGCGAUGAGGACAUCGACGCCAUCUUUCAGGUGCUAGCCGGGCUUGUCCACCUGGGUGACCUCUCCAAUUGCGAGAAGGACGAAGGAGACGAGACAGCCACGGUGCAAUUGGAUGAAGGCCCGCUUGAGAAGGCGGCGGAGCUGCUGGGCAUGGACGCUUCGGAGCUGGGCUCCGCGCUGAAGCGCCGCAAGGUGCGGGUGCAGAGCGCUGGCCGGGAGUCCCUGCACGAGGUGCCCCGCUCCACCUCUCAGUUCCGUACGGCGCUGCACAGCCUCAUCAAGGCCCUAUACAAGCGGCUCUUCGAGCGCCUCGUGCAGCGCAUCAACAGCUCCUUUGGAGAGUGGAGGGCGACGCCAGAUGAGGACGACACCUGGCGUCAGAUCGGAAUCCUGGACAUCUACGGAUUUGAGCGCUUGAAGCGCAACUCCUUCGAGCAGCUCUGCAUCAAUCUGGCGAACGAGCGCUUGCAGCAGUACUUUGUGGAGAACGUGCUGGUGGCGGAGCAGGCGCUCUACGAGCGCGAGGGCCUGCCCUGGCUGGGCCUGGCGCUUCCGGACUCCACCCCGGUGGUGUCCGCCAUCACGCUGACCUUCAAGACCUUGGACGAGCACAGCCAGCAGCUGGCGAAAGGCUUUGAGAAGAUGUCUGACGAGAGCUUCUGCCAGAAGACGGUGGAGGAGGCUCAGAAGGACUCGCUGCGCAAAGAGGUGCUGAGACCCUUGAAGAUGUCCAACAAGCGUGGGAGCAAAGCCGGGACGGGCUUAGCUCUGAACGAGGGCUUCGUCGUGAAGCACUACGCCGGCCCGGUAGAGUACAACACCAAGGGCUGGCUGGACAAGAAUAACGAUCGGCUGCUUGUGGAAUGUGAAGAGUUGAUUUGCGAUUCCAGCUUUGACUUCGUGAAGUCUCUGCGUGAUGAGGACAAGACCAAGGUGCCAUUCAGGUCCAUCAGCAAGAAGUACUGUGCAGAUCUCGAAAGCUUGCUGCAGACUCUCAACACCUGCCAUUUGCAUUACAUCCGUUGCUUCAAGCCGAACGAGGAGCAAAAGCCCAGCCUCUUCAAGGACAAGUUGGUCUUGGAUCAGAUCAUCCAGUGUGGUACCAUUGAGCUGGUGAAGAUCAUGCACGACGGCUAUCCCAACCGCUGCCCGUUCAAUGAGAUCGUCACGCGCUUCCGGGACCUCCUGCCCGAGAGCUUCCAACGCUACGGGGACCGCACCUUCAUCGAGGCCUUGAUGCUGGCCUAUGACGUCCACCCGCAGGAGUGGGCCCUGGGCAUGUCGCGGCUCUUCCUGAAGGCUGGGCAGCUCAAGGCUCUCGAGGACAUGCGCUCCGAAGGUGUUCAGCCGGACCCUGAGAAGCUGCGGCAGAUCGUGCGGCAGAUCAUCCGGAAGCGCUGGGUGCGGGCCAAGAACGCCGUGCAGCUGUGCCUCUACCUGCCAAGGUUCCUCGCGGAGCUGCGGCGGGCGAAAGCCGCGAGGAUCCUGGCCACCCGGGCCUUGCUGGUGGGACGGGUGCAGCCCAUGCUGCUGGCGGCCAGGGAGAAGCUGCGACUGCGGGCGCUGGCGGCGAGGCGCCGGCUCUGCGGGGGGUUCUGCGCGGUGCGCCUCUCGCUGGUGCUGAUGAAGGAGGCCCGCGCUCGGAGACGGGAGCGCCUGGCAAAGUCGCUGCAUCUCUUCUACUUCAUGCAGAAGAGGCUUCGUCCUUUGGCUGACGGCGCCCGUCAGCGCACUGCAGAGGAGUCCAAGAAGAAAGAGGCUGAGAGGAGACGAGAAGAGGAGCGUCGCAUCGCUGAGGAGCGAAGGAAGAUCGAGGAGGAGCGGCGGAGGAUGGAGGAGGAGGUCCGGCAGAAGGCGGAGGAGGAGCGACGGUUGGCUCUGGCCAAACUGGAAGAGGAGCAGAGGCUCAGGGAAGAGCAUGCGGAGGCCAAGCGCCUGGACGAGAUCCGAAAGGUCCGGGAGGAGAUGGAAAGGAUGCAGAGGGACAAAGAAGAGCAGGAGAGGGAAAUUGCUGAGCUCAGAAGGAGGAAAGAUGAGGAGCGCAUCUUGGACGUGGCCUCGCCGUGCAGAAGUUCCCCAGUUUCCAGGCGCGUGCGAAAGAGUGGCAGCCAGAGAGAGGCAGAGGACGAUGCCUCAACGAGUGUUGGCGACACCGACGAAAGUGUGACCAUCUCAAUGUCACAGUUCCAGAAGAUGGAAGAGCGCAUCAAGGCACUCGAGCAGGAGAUGGCGAGAAAGCAGACCCAGACCCAGGAAGAGAUGAUGGCCCUCUUCCACAGGACUCAAGGCAUGGUGCCGCUGGGCUCCCCGGAGGAGCGCCAGGAGUUGCUGCAGCUGCCCUCCACGCCCCCGAGGAGCCGGCCACGCAUCUCCUCUGCGCGGAUCUCCACUGACUCGCGCCCGACCGGGGAUGAUCGGCGAACAAGCAUUAUUGACAACGACAAGGCCAACUGGACACAGCAGCGUGACUUUCUGAUGAGCGACCUCUAUCCUGAGGGCUGUCAUCCGCGGUUCAGGAGCACCCGGACCAGAAGGUCCAGCAUCGGCGGGGGUGCCGGGGAGAAAAUGCAGGCGGAGCGGAAGCGGCGCGCCACGCAGACCCUGGCCACAACCCCGGAGCGGGGCGCCUACUGAGCCGGCGCGAGCCGGCGCGUUGAAGCGGUCGAAGGUGGACACCUCUGGAUCUCCAGGUGCUUCCAGAAAACAUCUGGAAGUUGUUGGCCGAGGUUGUUGGGGGGCGGGC
Molecule: messenger RNA, 3763 nt
Organism: Effrenium voratum
Lineage: Eukaryota; Dinophyceae; Suessiales; Symbiodiniaceae
Source: the annotation of a GenBank genome assembly